Aspergillus nomiae NRRL 13137 is the source of this 1085-nucleotide messenger RNA. Its product is annotated as HAD family hydrolase. Bases 68 to 802 code for a protein of 244 amino acids. The transcript is spliced from 2 exons. Lineage: Eukaryota; Fungi; Ascomycota; Eurotiomycetes; Eurotiales; Aspergillaceae. The record is from RefSeq and is a predicted model, not a curated record.
AAACCUGUCAUUACAUCUACCCUAACAUAGAAUCCAAUCCAAUCCAAUCCAAUCCACUACAGUCAUCAUGCCUAAGAUUACCGAAAUCUUCUUUGAUUGCGACAACACCCUAGUCCUCUCUGAGGAGCUGGCCUUUGAGGCAUGCGCCGACCUUACAAAUGAGAUUCUGGAAAGCCGCAAUAUCUCUGAUCGCUACACAGGGGAGCAGCUGAUCCAAGACUUCGUCGGUCAGAACUUCCGUGGAAUGCUGAUCUCCCUCCAAGCCAAGUACGACUUCGAGAUCCCUCAAGACGAACUCGAAGCAUUCGUUAAGAAGGAGGAGGACAAAGUCAUUGCUAAGCUGGAAGCGAAAGCCCAACCUUGCGUUGGUGCCAACGAGGAACUUGAGAAGCUGUACGAGGCCAAGAAGUACCACUUGGCAGUUGUAUCCUCAUCUGCCUUGCGCCGUGUCCAGGCCUCCAUCAAGAAAGUGGGGCAGGACAAGUUCUUUGACGAGGAUAUGGUCUUCAGCGCUGCGACCUCUCUCCCCAAGCCCACCUCCAAGCCUGACCCAGCCAUCUACCUCCACGCCCUUGAAAAGUGCAAUAAGAAGCCGGAAGAGACUGUUGCUGUCGAGGACAGCAAGUCUGGCGCUCUUAGUGCUAUCCGUGCCGGCAUUCACGUCAUCGGUUACGUUGGCAGCUACCCCGGCGAUGAGAAGAAGGUCGAAAUGGCGAAAUUCCUUAAGGAACUUGGUGCCAAAGUCAUCAUGAAGGACUGGUCAGAGUUCGAGGAUUGUCUCUCUCAAGUCGAAUCGGCUUGAGCAGUCUAUUCAUCGCAUCAGUCACCGCCUCUCCCGAAUGCCGACACGAAGUAAUGACAGCAAGCGCAUUUGGUCGCCAUUAAGCAUAGGCCACUAUCUUCGAUUCCACUUAAUUUCUCAUUUCGAAUAUUAUCUUCGAUUCACUCGGCCAGCUUAACCGUCUGCGCGGUCUCUUCUUUGCAAGGGCUCGGCCAUUUCCUUUCUUCAUCUAAAUUAUUUCACAAGAUAGUCGGAUCCAUGUAUCUGACAUUAUUCAACCUUAUCCAUAGACAGGUUCCAUGGA